AUGUCAGCGCUGCAGCAGAUCAUUCUCCACCCAUACCUUUCGCAACUCUUGCGAUUCUGGUCCACCACCGUCGGUAGGGACAAGACCUACCGUACCAUCCAGUAUGCCGCUCGCUUCCUCGCAUGGUACGAAUACCGCAAAGGUGCUACCAAAGAGACCGUUGCUCGCUUGACCGCACUCAAGGCACAAUUGGGUCUCAGCCGAAAGCUCAUGCGUGUUGGCAAAUUCCUCGAGCACUUCCAGGCCGCACUCAAGGCCACCACCAUUCAGGACCCUGUCGUCUCCUAUGCUGCUAUCGGACGACAGCUUGGAUACGGCUUCUACCUCAUCCUCGACACACUCCAGUGGAUCCACGGCGCCAAGGUCUACCAAUUUGAAAAGACGACUGCCGACAAGAUCUCCAAGAAUGCCUCCCGAUUCUGGCUUCUCGGCCUCACUUUCUCCCUCGCCUCGGGCAGCUACAAGACCUACGUCCUCCAACAGCGCGCCGCUAGCGCCAAGCGUCCUCGUGCCACCGCAGAGAAGGAGGCGGACCGCAAGGUCGAACUUGCUCAGAUCUCGACAGAACAGGCUGCUGUUCGCUACCAGAUGACUCAGGAUGCACUCGACUGGCUCAUCCCCGCUACUGGCGCCGACAUUCUUGGCCUCGACGAAGGUAUUCUUGGUCUCGCCGGAUGUGCUUCUUCCAUCAUGGGCGCACGCACGCAAUGGCGAGCCGUUAACGGCUCCGCCGCAAAGUCCAAGUGA
Molecule: messenger RNA, 747 nt
Organism: Ustilago hordei
Lineage: Eukaryota; Fungi; Basidiomycota; Ustilaginomycetes; Ustilaginales; Ustilaginaceae
Exons: 1
Coding region: 1-747 (248 amino acids)
Biological process (GO): regulation of peroxisome size; peroxisome fission
Cellular component (GO): peroxisomal membrane
Source: RefSeq, a predicted model, not a curated record